CUUCCGGCUGCCAUGGAUAUUGAUUUUCCUCGGGUUUCGAGGUUUCUAGAACAGGUGGUACCUACGUUUCGCCGAGCGCAGACGUCAGCUGUCUCAAUAUGGCUGUUCAACAACGACGAAUCGUCCCGUGUCACGCUCGCGACGAUACAGCAGGACGGGGCCAGUGCACGAGUAACAAAGGCCAACGAUUUAACUCUCGAACCUGAUGCGGUGUUCUUGAUCAACAUGGUCCAUGGUACAUGUACCAUUGUCAUGUGUUUUCUGAUCCUUGCCUCGGUCGCCAAAGUCGAUGGGCAAUUGUCAUCUAAGGAGCAUCGAACUCACGCUGCAUCGGAACGAAUAAACGAUUUAUGGUGUUAUCAAUGCGAAACGAUGGAAGAUGGAGAGAAAUGUGCCAAUCUCACGGUAAAUUCUACUGCUUUCGGACACAAAUGCACCGGCGACAAAAGGACCUGUAUGGUAAAGCGAUUUUCUUACACUACCAGCACGGAAGAUUCGACCUCUAGCCCUCAGACAUGGUCAAUGGAGAGGAAGUGCACUAGUAAAUGUGAACCCGGAUGUAUAGUGAUCGGCGAACGUACGAAACUGUCCGCUUGCACCACCUGCUGCGAACAAUCGUACUGCAAUGUUGGUACCGGUGCUGCGAAUGACUUGACGAUAAGAGGGAUCGAUUUGUUCCUAGCCUUAAUACUCCAGAUUACGUUAACAAUUAUCAUGUAUCCAUCCUGACAUUGCAAACAGAAUAACGUUCGGUCUUCCGUGUAAAUAAUUCAGUUCAUUAUUCAAUACUUAUUUACAUGUCAUUCGAAUUUUCAUUUCCGGGUUGCCUGUAAAAGGAAACUUUCCCUUGUGAAGUCGUAAAUCUUGCCCACUCACAUACACUAUUCGCUGAUUAAAUAUUAUAAGCUUGGCUGAUUGAAAAUAAAUUCGCUUCGAAACGAUUAACUAAUACAGAAACAAUUGAUACAGAAAGAAGAAAGAAUAUUAACGCGAUCGAGGCAAUAUCUGGAAGAUUUAAUUUUUCUGUUGAAGCCAGAAUGAAUCCAAUUGAUAUUCGGAUAUUUAAAUAUUCGGACACUAAAUAUUGAAGUUAUUAUAAUUUUGUAAAAAGAAAUUGCACAAUAAUAAACUUGAGCUCAUUCAAAAGCUUAAAGCUUCUACGUUCAAAAUAUGUUAUACUAGAACGUUUUUGUAAUCUAAAAUAGUAUGUGGAAAUGUUGGAAAAUUUUUCUCAUGACUGUAUCUAUAUUAUGGAUUUGAAAAUACAAUAAUCCCCAUUACUUGACGUAUAAUAUGUUUUAGUUAUUUUAUUGAAUUUUGAAUGUUAGGUUUAAAUGACAAACAUUCAUGAAAAUUACAUUUUCAUCUGACAUUCAAAAUUCGACAAAUUUUA
Frieseomelitta varia is the source of this 1393-nucleotide messenger RNA. RefSeq lists its product as uncharacterized. The coding region runs from base 13 to 729 and encodes 238 amino acids. NCBI's taxonomy places the organism in Eukaryota, Metazoa, Arthropoda, Insecta, Hymenoptera, Apidae. The transcript is spliced from 3 exons. The record is from RefSeq and is a predicted model, not a curated record.